This is a messenger RNA of Homarus americanus (American lobster), 1667 nucleotides long. Its product is annotated as high mobility group nucleosome-binding domain-containing protein 5-like. The record is from RefSeq and is a predicted model, not a curated record. The coding region runs from base 186 to 1163 and encodes 325 amino acids. NCBI's taxonomy places the organism in Eukaryota, Metazoa, Arthropoda, Malacostraca, Decapoda, Nephropidae. The transcript is spliced from 4 exons.
GUGAGAGAGAGAGAGGGAGAGAAGGAAUAGUGACGUCCUUCUGAAGCCACUCGGGGUGCAGCGACCACAGAGGCAACAAGUGCCACUAGCAUCCACCUUCCUUACCACAAUAACAGCCAGUAGAGUCCAGCUAGCGACGACCACCACCAACCAUCACUCACCCCAAACCCACAGCAUCAUCCAAGAUGAUGUUAAGGUUGCUACUAGCGGCGACGCUGACGGCUGCCGUGGUAGCCUUCCCUAGCUACGACUGGAACAGUGGAGAGAGCUACUUGGACCCGGUCUACCCUGGCCCCUACAGGACUGGCAAGAGCUGGAAACCUCCACCCCCGAUAUACGAUGUAGGUCACUGGGACCCGGCUGGCACUGGAAGUAUCCGGUACCGUCGAGCAGUCUCCAACGAUAUGGUGAUGGCAGGGGAUGAGGAGAAAGAGGGGAGGUUGGCGAAGAGAGAGGUGGGUGUAGAAGAGCCUGAAGACGAAAAGAAGACGGAAGACGAAAAGAAGGAGGAAGAGGAGAACAAGAAGAGUGAUGAUAGCAUGGAAGACAAUAAGACUCCAGGAGACGAGAAAGCCGAUGAUAAAAUUAAGGAAAUACAAGACGGUGGAGCAAGCAGUGAAGAGGAAAAGAAGCCGGAUAGUGGAGAAGACGAGUCUAAAGAGAGUGGCGAAGAAGGAAAAGAGAGUAGUGAAGAUGGAAAAGAGAGUAGCGAAGAAGGAAAAGAAAGUGGCGAAGAAGGAAAAGAGAGUGGCGAAGAAGGAAAGGAGAAAAUGGGAGAAGAGAAGGAUUUAAAUGGAGAGAAGAGUGAAGAGAAUGCCGAGGAGUCCGGCGAAAGCAAAGAAGAAGAGAAAGAAAAGGGAAAGAAAAACAACAACAAAGAGAAAAACAAGGGGGAAGAAAAGGGCAAGAAAAAUGGUGAGAAAAAAGAAGAGGAAAAGGACAAGAAAAGGGACCAUAAAGAAUCCGGUGAGAGUGAAGAGGAAGGGAGUAGUGAAGAGGGCAGUAAUGAGAAGGCAGAUGAAGGCAGAAAGAAAAAGAAGAAACGCGAGAUAGACUACCAGUACGGAGGGGCACAGGGGUACAAGAUGUCCGCUGCCCCCUUCUCCCCUAAUGAUGGCGGGCAGUGGGAGAUGGUGGGACAGUGGGCUCCCCUGGGCGUGUAGGAGCACCUCAUGCCUAGAAUAAUCUCUUCUGCAAGAGGAAUAUCGUUGUCCUUCCCAGCCUCCCUAUACGACUCCAACGCCACACGUCAUCAACACACACACACACACAGAGGCCUUGACUCGUCAGUGCAGCCCAUCAAAGAACCUCGGAUCAUAUUCAACUCUCAGUCAGAAGUCAAGGUGGCAACACCAAGAUGAAAACAAACUAGCUAUCCAGAUAAAUUGUACAGCCUAAGACUCAGAGCGUUUAAUGCAAGAGGAUACAGUAUGUCUAUAAAGAAACAAAGCAAAAACUGUAAUUUUCUCCUCUUGUUGUGUAUUUUUCACAAGUAGAAGUAAUUUGAGAUAGUAUGAGCUUAACGCUGUGAGGCAUUUCUUUGUUAAUGUCAAAUGUGUUAUCGUCGCUCCAGUAGUGUUCUGUUGCCUUAGUAUGCUUUUGAAAUUAUAUGUAUAUCUGCCUAAAUUUUUCGUAUGACAGCUUCUAAUUUAAUUUGUGUUGAUAUU